Molecule: messenger RNA, 586 nt
Organism: Anoplophora glabripennis (Asian longhorned beetle)
Lineage: Eukaryota; Metazoa; Arthropoda; Insecta; Coleoptera; Cerambycidae
Exons: 2
Coding region: 56-361 (101 amino acids)
Molecular function (GO): nucleic acid binding
Source: RefSeq, a predicted model, not a curated record
UUCACGGAGGUGGACGUCGAAAAGUAAGCACCACCUAAGAAUAAAUCCUUUUGACAUGGCAGUAGCGGCUUCCUUUGAGACGAAUUUUCCUGGAUCAGUGCGAACUGCAAGGAAGCGGGUGAAAGAUUCGGAGCUGAAGAAUUAUGUGGCCGCAAAUACAGUUGCUUUGACUCCCCAGUAUAAAGAACAGAGGUUAGAGUUUGCAAGACAAUUUGUAGGAAGCCCAGACAACUUCUGGGAGAAUAUUAUAUUUUCGGACGAAAAAAGUUUUCAGUCUUGCUCCGAUGCUUCUGUCCGUGUCUACCCACCAGAGAUUAUAAGCGCAGCGAUAGAUUCUCCAUUAACGUUUGGGCUUGGAUAAGCUGCCAAAGUCCUGAUGUUUGUUGUGACCAUGCUGUAUCCUCAGAAUUUCACUUUCAAGCAGGAUAAUUGUGCAAUUCACACCUCAAGAGUUGCGUCAGAAUGGUUCAUUGAUAACAACAUCGAUGUUUUACCUUGGCCCUCAAAGUCCUGGGGAUAUAUGGUGAAAAAAAUUUACGACAGAAACUUCCGUCCAGUUAACGUCGAAGAACUUUGGGAGGCAAUU